Choloepus didactylus (southern two-toed sloth) is the source of this 1267-nucleotide messenger RNA. Its product is annotated as COMM domain-containing protein 5-like. The record is from RefSeq and is a predicted model, not a curated record. The coding region runs from base 128 to 802 and encodes 224 amino acids. Lineage: Eukaryota; Metazoa; Chordata; Mammalia; Pilosa; Megalonychidae. Gene Ontology annotation, cellular component: nucleus. The transcript is spliced from 2 exons.
GGUGCCCAGCCCUGGCGCGGGCCGCUGCUUGUUGCUGUGGGAUCGCAGCGCUCCGCACCGCGCGCGCCAGGCAGCUGCAUCUGGAACCACCCCUCUGGGCUGGCUGAUCAAGGAGGAAAAAGCAGCAAUGUCUGCUGUGGGGGCUGCAGCCCCAUACCUGCAUCAUCCUGGUGAUGGUCUCAGUGGGCGUGUGAGUUUCUUGGGGGCCCAGCUCCCUCCAGAGGUGGCAGCAAUGGCCCAGCACCUGGGGGAGCUCGACAGGGGCACAUUCAGGAAGUUGCUGAAGCUGGUGGUCAGCAGCCUGCAAGGGGAGGACUGUCGGGAGGCCAUGCAACAUCUCGGGGCCAGUGUGGAUGUGCCGGAGGAGCAUCUGGGCACCAUGGUGGCAGGUGUGCAUACGCUGCUCUGGCAGGCCCUCCGGCUGCCUCCGGCCAGCCUGAAGCCCAAUGCCUUCAAGGACCAGCUGCAGGAGCUCAGCAUCCCCCAAGACCUAGUUGGGGACUUGGCUAGCGUGGUGUUUGGGAGCCAGCGGCCCCUCCUUGACUCCGUGGCCAGGCAGCAGGGGGUCUGGCUGCCACAUGUUGCCAGCUUCAGGUGGAGGGUAGAUGUGGCAAUUUCCACCAGCACCCUGACCCGUGCUCUGCAGCCGAGCGUCCUGAUGCAGCUGAAGCUUUCCAAUGGGUCGGCGCAUCGCUUCGAAGUCCCCAUGGCCAAGUUCCAGGAGCUGAGGUACAGCGUGGCCCUGAUCCUGAAGGAGAUGGCGGAUCUGGAGAAGAGGUGUGACCUCAGACUCCAGGACUGAUCAGUGGGCUGCCUGUUUGGUCAGUUGGGGCAGGCUCCCUCGGACAGACUCCCCAGGGCACCAAUGUGCAGUCUGCUCUGCCCGAGAGGCAGACUUUCAGCGAUAUGUUGGAUGUCGUUAUUAAUUUUCUUUCUUCUUUUUUUAUUUCCUUAAUUCUUUGGGCCAAAGCAACUUUAACAUGUUCUCCUCAGUGGGUGUUCCACAGACACCCCUCCCAGCUGUGGGCCUCCUGAUGUUUGGUGCUGGGUGAGGGCACCCCACUGUCCCAGGUCAUGUAAUAUGGGGUCCGCUCAGCCUGGCCCACUUGGCAUCCAUGUCGUUCCACUCAUUUACUUUGGCAAAUUCUAUAUUUCAGCAUGGACAUUUUCACUCUUCUGUCUUAAACCCCUGCCCUCGGAGGGCUGACAUUCCAAUGGGGCAGUGGGGAGGGCAGACACCAUGAAAUAAAUUUCAUAAAAAAGUCAA